GGACAGCCGCUGGGUGGAGGACAACUGGGAAGAUCCGGCCAAUCUGGUGAGAGAGUUUUGUAAUUGGCGUGAGGCUACCCAAAUCAGGAAAAGGAAAGGAAAGACCGCCCUUCUCGGCCUCCUAGCAACAGCGCUGCAAGCCGCAGCUCGGGAGCAGUGGCGGUUGCGGCAGGAAAGGGACGCCCUGGAGGCGAAACUAAGGGAACUUGACACGAAAUGCCUCUUACUGCAGAUAGCGGCUGAGGUUAAAGCACAGCAGAACACCCUUUUAGAGCAGAAAUUGGCAUCCCGUCUGGCUAAGGAGUUAGAGGAGAGGAGAAAACUCCCGACACCACACCUGGGAGAGAGGAAAUGUCGACCCACCGCUCCAUGAAUCUGCUCGGCCUGCUUGUCAUCUUGACCCUGGAAUGUGUGAGAGCCCGCGGCAACACCUUCUUGAAGGCCUUAGCCCACUACAGCCAGGACCUGAACGUUUCAAACUGUUGGGUUUUGGGCAUUCCCCAUUGAAUGGGUGGGCGGGUACCCCCUUAUAGCUCAUCCUUAUGACAACUCCACCUGGUUCAAUACAACAGGAGCCCCCCAUCCCUGCAGCAGCCGCCCUAACGCGGAGCCCGCAUAUGCCACCACAUACCUUAUGGUGAGUGGGUGGACUGACCAUGCUGUAUCCCCAUUCGGCUUUCACGAUAUUGGUACCAAAUUCUGGGCAGGCAAUAGUUCCCACGUAUGUAACGCAGCUAAGCUCCAGGAUGGGCGCAGAUCUGCGGCCGGUCAUUGUGGCCCACCGACCACCAAGCAGGGGGUGGACGUCCGCUCCCAUGGCCUGCUCACUGCAAAUGGGACCUUUGGCAACUGUGGCACCACCCCCUGUGCAGUACCUGCCUAUCUCAUUUGUGGCAUCCAGGCCUAUCGGUGGCUCCCUGCCGGCUGGGGAGGGACUUGCUUCCUUGGUUUUGUGCUCCCGGCCAUCCGUCACACCAUGAGUCGCCCGGAAGGUUGAGUCCGAAAUGGUCAGGGGGCCCCGAUCUCAGAGUCCGAAUGCUUCUUCAGGAUCAUGUUUCCCGCAUAUGGGUUUGCACGGGUGGCUCGUGAAAUACUUAACCUAGCUAAACUAAUUGAACAGAUAACCAAUGAUUGCUGUCAGCCUUAUGGCCCUCAGGGAUGAACAGAGAGCCAUCCGGACGACCGUCCUGCAGAACCGAAUGGCCCUUGACUUCCUCCUCGCCAGCCAAGGAGGGGUCUCCAAGCUUAUCGGGAAGGAAUGUUGCACCUUUAUCCCUGACAAUUCUGGACAUGUGGACGCAAUUGUUGCCGAUAUGUACCAUGCAGUUAACCAGUACCAGGACGAUGAUACUGCUGGAGGAGUUUGGGACUGGUUCCAAGGACUCUUUAAAAACUGGGGGAGCUCACUAUUCUAUGGGUUGCUGCUGCUUUUGCUCUUGUUAGUGGGCCUAGUGGGAGGAUGCUGGUUCAUAGGUUGCUGUUGUUCGGUCCUCUCCACACGCAAUGUGACGAGCACUGCAGUCGUCCACGACUUCUCUCUCUGUGCAUUACUUCAAGAAUGUUGUAGUCCACCAGUCAUCCUCCCUACCUCUGGUCACCACACCUUGAAGGCUCCUCCUGCCCCCGACCCCAUCACCCCUGGCCAGAGCAUGGGCCCUGUCCUCUGCCCCGACCUAUGGAUCUACUCUCCGGACUUCCGUGGCCAGCCGGGUGAGGAUAUCAGUUCCUUGUGGUCAGGGGAGGGACAAUCCUGGAGGGCACGGCCUCCAGCAUCACUCCACCACCACGUGCCCCGGAGGGGACACAGGGAAGGUUGGGGUCAAAUGGGCACAUAUGGCAAGGGCCAAUGGGUGGUAUGUGCCAAGGUGGACCUGGGCACCAGCUACCCCAGGUUAAAAUGCCAUCGGUGACAUAACCUUUCUGGCCAGAGGGGGCGGGACAGGAAGAUAGGUGCCCCUCACCUCCAUGCCCACCCAAUAAGGUAUGGAAGGGAAGGGAGCAGAAGGGGCAGAGAUUGAACAGGAAGGAAGU
This is a messenger RNA of Ornithorhynchus anatinus (platypus), 2031 nucleotides long. RefSeq lists its product as uncharacterized. The record is from RefSeq and is a predicted model, not a curated record. The transcript has 2 exons. The coding region runs from base 1128 to 1910 and encodes 260 amino acids. Lineage: Eukaryota; Metazoa; Chordata; Mammalia; Monotremata; Ornithorhynchidae.